UCGCGGAAUCAAAAUGCGCUUGCUGGACCUUGAUGAAUAUUCUUUGUCCUCAGUCGUAUCGUUCCUCGAUCGAUGCGACAGCUUGAGUCUCUCUCUGACGUCUCGCAGAAUCCAUCCCCUCGCCAAACACCACGCACUGUCGGCGAUCAACAUCAAGACAGCCGCGCAGUUGGAGAGGAUAUCCAGCUACCUCCUAGCGGAUGUGACCAACCGCCUGCACUUCGUACGGGCACUCACUGUGUCCAGGGCCGCCUUUGGCUCUCGAGGACGGUACGAAGAGACACAAGACUUCUCUGCUGCCACUCUUCUCGCGGAUGUCCUCGAACUCGCACCCCACAUGAAGAUGUUGCGGCUCGAGGCAGCGGGUGCUCUGUUCGAGGCGGAGCCACGCAUAGCGUCUGUCAUAUGCCGACUGAACCAGUUGCUGGAUCUAGAUCUGCGAGAUCUGACAUCCGACUCGUUCGAAGUCGUGGGACGCCUGUCCUGUACGCCUCGCCGGCUCAGCUUACAUGACACCUACUCCGGCUCAGAUGAAGACCGCUGCGACGCGACCUCGCUACUCUCUGCUCCCGUUAUGCAAAGCGUCCGUUCUCUCCAUUUGUACCACCUCCGCAUCGCGGACCAACAACCCCCUCCUGUUGACGGUGGUGUUUGCCAUGCCCCGCUGCAGUGGCCAGAGCUCAGGGACUUGAAGAUAGAGUAUACCUACGUCUCUGUGGCUACCCUUGUCCACGCCUUUCCAACUGUCAAGUCGAUCCACUUUGACUCUAGACAAAGCAUGGAGGAGUGGGAGAAAAAAGACACUAUCGAAGCUCUGAUGUUCAGGACUAGGAGUCGCACCGCCGGUUCCAGGAGUGGCGCAGCUGGAACAGAGGGGUUUCCGAGUGCGGAAACCGCAUGUUGGGGGUAUCUCGACCGUGCCUACGGAACCUCCGAGGAUUUCACGCAGUGGAAGAUUGCAUGCAAGAUACGAUGGCUUAUGCUCGGCUCUGAGUCCAAGUCAUCCGCGCCGCAGAUACUGCCGAUCCUACAGCGUACUUCACCCGUCGUCCUUUCCCUACAAGACCUCCCUGCCAUGCUGGACAUGACUUUCUGGCAGGACUUCAUCCAUAGUGCACCCCGCAUUCGCUAUCUUGAUCUUACGAUAUCGUCGGACAGUAUGGUGGAAGUCAGCAUGUAUUGGACAAGCAUGGCGCUGUCAGCAUUAUCUCGACUCCCCCUGGUUGCUCUGCGCCUCUGCCGCAAGCGCGUGAGCGGCAUUUACAUGCACGACAUGGACGAAUCACGCGUCGCUGUCUAUCCGCGUUGGUCGUCUGUGAUAUGCAGCCUAGCGGUACUCAUUGCGGGCACGUUGACGUCUUUGCACGUCAUCUCCGUCGGAGAGGGUGUUCAGGUACUCAACGACGAGUUGUCACGCUAUCGCUUUUGCGGACAUGCAUUAUGGUGGCGGAUCGUCCCGAAUGAUGAACCGCCCUCGGCGAAUGUGGACCGUGACGAAGAUGCAGGGGAGGUGUACACUCCGGGAGCUCUGACGGGGAUCGAGGACAGUUCAACUCAUGAUGGAGAGACAAUCGACCCAAACCCCAAGUUGACAAAGACUCUCGGCCCAAAUGCAUCUCGAAAAAUGGUGCCCAUUUCAAGGGACCUAGGCGAGCAUAUCCGCGUCUACAUGGAGUCGAGCUCGUUCACAGAAACCUCGGCCUUCAAUGAUGAGCUAUUGGAGCGACUUGCACGAACUGCGGUUCCGAGGGAGGUAGUAUCCGAGCCGUAGUAGUGCAUGACCUAGCUCAUCAGACUGCAUCACACGAGGUACG
Fomitopsis serialis is the source of this 1814-nucleotide messenger RNA. RefSeq lists its product as uncharacterized. The transcript is spliced from 4 exons. The record is from RefSeq and is a predicted model, not a curated record. Bases 14 to 1771 code for a protein of 585 amino acids. NCBI's taxonomy places the organism in Eukaryota, Fungi, Basidiomycota, Agaricomycetes, Polyporales, Fomitopsidaceae.